Messenger RNA from Fusarium proliferatum ET1, 147 nucleotides. RefSeq lists its product as uncharacterized. NCBI's taxonomy places the organism in Eukaryota, Fungi, Ascomycota, Sordariomycetes, Hypocreales, Nectriaceae. The record is from RefSeq and is a predicted model, not a curated record. The transcript has a single exon. Bases 1 to 147 code for a protein of 48 amino acids.
AUGGAUAUUCGGGUUAUACACUUGAGUUUUAUGCAGGCUAUAUACAUGGUCUUUUAUCGCAAGGAAGGUAAGGUCAACUACGCCCUUACACUAACACACCUUCGGCGAUCACUAAGGAUCUGUUGUCUGCUGAGGCUGCCAUGCUGA